UCUGAUGUGGCUUUCGUGCGCGUGCGGUACGAUUCAACUACGAUCUCACCAUGGCUUCUUGUGCGGUCGCAACGCUUCAGCUCGUUAUCAGCUGGAUGCUGUGUUUGUACUACUCUGCCCAAAUUGUGCUGCUGAUAGUGUUCGAGUUCUUCACCAAGCCACACUCCAAGUUCUGGGUCACCAAGAAACGUCCCUAUCCGCCACAAUGUCUUCAGAAGCACGAUUACGGCACCAGCAAGUAUAUAACAGUUAACGGCGUCAAACUGCACUACGUCGAGAAUGGGGACUCGAGCAAACCGUUGAUGCUGCUCGUCCAUGGCUUCCCAGAGUUUUGGUUUUCCUGGCGUCAUCAGUUGAAUGAGUUCGCCAAGGAUUAUUGGGUCAUUGCCGUUGAUAUGCGGGGAUAUGGUGACUCAGACAAACCUGAAGGACUCGAAGCGUACCGAAUUGAAAAUAUGGUACAAGACAUCAGAGAGCUGGUGAUCACUUUGGGUCGCAAAAAGUUCACCCUAGUGGCACACGACUGGGGUGCGGUCAUCGGUUGGGAGUUUGUCGCCAGACACAUGGAUAUGCUCGACAAGUACAUCAUGAUGGACGCACCGUCGAAGCAAGUAAUCCGCAAGGCAAUCAUAUCGAGCAGAACACAAUUCAAAAUGUCCUGGUAUACGUUCUUCUUCCAAAUGCCAAAACUUCCCGAGUUUUUCGUAAGAAUGAAUGAUAUCGCCAUGUUUGACAAAGUGUUCAGGCAUCACUGCAAUGCCGAAGAAGUGGAAGCUUAUAAGUAUACUUUUGCUAAAAAGGGAGCAUUGACACCGCCUAUCAACUACUAUCGCGCCAAUCGCGCACCACGUUCGAGCUCUGUCUGCCCUCCGGCAGAUGUGUCGUCUGUGCCAGGACUCUACCUGCUAGGAGAGCUGGAUAUGUACAUUUCCAAGGAGACCGGGUCGAUGAUGCAGAAGCAGUUCGAGAAGCUAGAGUUUAGGAUAGUCCCCGGAGCUGACCAUUUCCUCCAGCAGCAUAAACCGGUGCUCGUGAACCAGUUGAUGCGGGAGUUUUUGGAGAAAAAAUAAAGCACCUAAAGUAUGCAGA
Toxorhynchites rutilus septentrionalis is the source of this 1089-nucleotide messenger RNA. Its product is annotated as epoxide hydrolase 3-like. The coding region runs from base 51 to 1070 and encodes 339 amino acids. The record is from RefSeq and is a predicted model, not a curated record. The transcript has 6 exons. Lineage: Eukaryota; Metazoa; Arthropoda; Insecta; Diptera; Culicidae. Gene Ontology annotation, molecular function: hydrolase activity.